This is a messenger RNA of Eleginops maclovinus (Patagonian blennie), 1883 nucleotides long. Its product is annotated as histone-lysine N-methyltransferase SETDB1-B-like. Gene Ontology annotation, biological process: heterochromatin organization; negative regulation of gene expression. The transcript is spliced from 10 exons. NCBI's taxonomy places the organism in Eukaryota, Metazoa, Chordata, Actinopteri, Perciformes, Eleginopidae. Gene Ontology annotation, molecular function: histone H3K9 methyltransferase activity. The record is from RefSeq and is a predicted model, not a curated record. Bases 234 to 1682 code for a protein of 482 amino acids. Gene Ontology annotation, cellular component: nucleus.
CUACUUUUACCUAAAUCAAAGUUCUGAAAACUUCUUCCAUCACUGCAAAUUGUGUAUAUUUAACUGUUUUAAUUUACAGUAUGUGCAGUUUUUGCUGUAUUGUAUGCAGAGCUGUUGGUGGUCAGUGCGACCACAAGGGGAAGCAGUCAGCUGCCGGCCUUGUGUAGCAUCAUGAGGCGAAGAAGACACUGCAGCCCAAAUUGAGUUGCUGAUGCGACAGGAAAAAAGUGAUUAUGGAGGUGGACGAGAUAGUAGUGAGCAGAAAUGAGCUCCAGAAGUUGGUCAAACAGAAGGUAAAGGAGAACAAGCUGAUCGCCUCAGAUGUGCUAGAGAAAUGCAUUCUGAUUCAAUCUCUUCUGGAUCGUAAAGAGCAACAGGCUGUCGAACUCCUGAAGCUCUGCAAGUCUGUGUCAGCAUUUGAAGCCAUUGUGAAGAAACAAUACUCUUUGCUGGGGUGGGAAUACAGAGACACUGAUUCUGAUGAUAAUGUUGAUUGUGAUGGUGACGAUAACAUACCAAGCUGUGAAACAUCUAUCAGCCGGAGGAGAGAACCAGUAGUGGUCUUAACCAGACUUUCUGAGGCUCAGCUAAAAUCUCUUUGUGCGCCGACGCAUCAGGAUCACCACAGUAAAUAUAAAUAUUCCAACAAUUCGGAUUCUGAUAUACAUUGGGAACCACGACAUGUCUCAAGUGAUUCUGAUUAUUCCACUUCAAGUAAAAAGACUGUGUCCAAAAAGAGGAGAAAAGGAGUUCAUAAGAACCAAAAACUUUCUCAAAGAAAUUCACAAGAUAGCACAAUUACCGGUUCUACGAGCAACAAAGGAAACAUAUCAAGACCCCAAUCACGUGCCAAUACCGAGGUUGAGAGUGCAGUAACAAAAACAUCAACACCAGCAGCAGAAACCAAAGGAUUAUGCCCUCUGCCCAAAGUAACUACUCUUUGCCAGAAGUCUGACAAAGUUACCAAGACUUCUCCCAGCGCGCCACUAGAAGUGAUUAAGGUUACCAUGAGGGUCGUGGCGAGAAGGACGACCAUGAACUGGCAACAGGGGGAAAUCAUCAAUAAAGUACAAAAGGAAGAUGGACGAUUAAAAUACAAGAUCCAAUUUAAUGACAAGGGGAAAAGCCUUGUCUCCGCCCACCAUAUCGCCUUUGAUUACAUGCCAGAAGUGGACAAGCUGUUUGUUGGGGCUCGUGUAGUGGUCAAGCAUCAAACUGAUGGGUGCCUGUUUUGCCCCGGGAUCCUGGCAGAGCUCCCAAGCAGGAAAAACCACAUGAGGUUCCUGGUCUUUAUGGAUGAUCACACGCCCCUCUAUGUGAACUUACCUAGCCUUCACCUGGUGUGCAGACCAUUGACGGACCCCUUGGACGAUAUUCCAGAUGGCAGACACAAGAGCUUCGUGCAGCAGUAUUUAAAGGUCUGGCCUUACCCGCCCCAGAUGCAGUACAGGGUUGGACAGGAAAUAAAUGCAGUACUAAAAGGAAUUAUGCAUCGGUGUACGGUGAAGUUGAUCGACUCCAGCUUGUUUCAAGUUCUAGUUUUGACAGAUCAACGUAAGGAAUGGAUCUACCAAGGCUCGACAUGCUUGGAACUCAAAAUGUGUCCUUCUGAGUCGUCAAAAAAGCAGGCAAAGAAGAAAACAUCUUCUAGAGCCGCUGAAUCCUCAAAGGUAGCUUCCUGAUGGAACCAUGGAUCUGAGAGAUCUGUGCUCCUAAGAUGAAAGGUGCUCUACAAGGAUAGGACUGAAAUGUUUUUUAAACGUACUGGGGGGAUCGGCAAUUAGCUUAACUUCCAGUUCUUCUGAAAAUGUACCAUUAUUCAAAAAUAUGAAUUUUUGUUUUUUGUAUGAUUGAUUAAUAAAUGAUGUGUUCAUUCCCAUGAA